CCCGAUGGAGUUCCCGGAGCACUCCCGGCAGCUGCUGCGGGGGCUGCGGGAGCAGCGCUCGCGGGGGAUCCUGUGCGACUGCACGGUGCUGGUGGGCAGCGCGCCCUUCCCCGCGCACCGCGCCGUGCUGGCCGCCUGCAGCUCCUUCUUCCACCUGUGCUACGCCGAGCCCGGGGCCGCGGGGGCCGCGCGGGGCGGGGGGGCCGUGGUGGCCCUCAACAGCGACAUCGUGACGGCGCCCGCCUUCGCGCUGCUGCUCGAGUUCAUGUACGAGGGCCGGCUGGCGCUGGCCGCGCCGCUCGAGGACGUGCUGGCGGCCGCCAGCUACCUGCACAUGAACGACGUGGUCAAGCUGUGCAAGAAGCUGCAGGCGCGGGGGCCCGCCGAGGCCGACAGCACCAAGCGCGAGGAGGAGGAGGAGGACGAGGAGGAGCCCCCGGGACGCCCCCCGCCGCCGGCACCGCCGCUGCAGCCCCCCCCCGGCGCAGCCCCCGGACCCCGCCGGCGACCCGCGGAGCCGCCGCUCGUGGACGCGGCCGACACGACCCAGCCCGGCGUGGGGGCGAGUGGCCUGCAGGGCCCCCGAGCGGCCGCCCCGCCCAGCCCCAGCAGCUCCAGCGAGGCUCCCCAGCGGCGCCGCCCGGGACCCCGCGCCGCCGUCAAGGCCGAGGCCAUCGUGAUCUCGGACGAGGAGCCCGACGGCGCCCGACGCCCCCCGGGACCCCCCCCGGCCCCGGUUCCGGCCCGGCCCGGGGGCUUCGGGGAGGGGGCGGCGCUGGGGGCGGCGCUGGGGGCGGCGCUGCGGGAGCCCCCCCUGUUCCUGGCGCCGCUGGAGCCCCGGGGGGGCUUCGGGCUGUUCGCCGAGGAGGCCCCCACGUGCCCCACGUGCGGGAAGACGUUCUCGUGCUCCUACACCCUGCGCCGGCACGCCACCGUGCACACCCGCGAGCGGCCCUACGAGUGCCGCCACUGCCUGCGCUCCUACACCCAGUCCGGGGACCUGUACCGGCACGUGCGCAAGGCCCACAGCCACGGCGCGGCCCCGCGGGGGCACCGCGACCACCGGGACCCUGCGCGGGACGGCGACAACCCGCCCUGAGCGGGACCCCCGAGGGGACACCGGGACCCCCUGCAGGGAUUGGGGACAACCCGCCCUGAGCGGGACCCCCGCCAGGGGACACCGGGACCCCCCUGCAGGGAUUGGGGACAACCCGCCCUGAGCGGGACCAGCAGGACCCCCCGAGGGGACACCGGGACCCCCCUGCAGGGAUUGGGGACAACCUGCCCUGAGCGGGACCAGCGGGACCCCCCCGAGGGGACACCGGGACCCCCCCACAGGGAUUGGGGACAACCCGCCCUGAGCGGGACCCCCGAGGGGACACCGGGACCCCCCCGUGAGGGACGGCGACAACCCGCCCUGAGCAGGACCCCCGCCAGGGGACACCGGGACCCUCCACAGGGAUUGGGGACAGCCCACCCUGAGCGGGACCGGGACGGGACCACCGGGAUGGGAUGAACUGAACAAACGAGGACCACCAGAACUGGGACCCACCAGGACCCCCAGGAUGGGACAGCGACCACCCACCCUGAGCCAGGACCACCGGGACCCCCCAGGAGCUGGGGCAGGCCGGCAACGACCUGCGCAGACCGGGACCCCCAGGACUCAGCUGGGGCUGGGACCCCUAGGAUGGGACCCUGGGACCCCCAGGACUCAGCUCAGGCUGGGACCCCAAGGAUGGGACCCUGGGACCCCCAGGACUCAGCUGGGGCUGGGACCCCCAGGAUGGGACCCCGACCCCCAGGAUGGGUCUCUGGGACCCCCAGGACUCAGCUGGGGCUGGCACAGCCCCCCCUGUGAUUCC
Myiozetetes cayanensis is the source of this 1862-nucleotide messenger RNA. Its product is annotated as zinc finger and BTB domain-containing protein 3-like. NCBI's taxonomy places the organism in Eukaryota, Metazoa, Chordata, Aves, Passeriformes, Tyrannidae. The record is from RefSeq and is a predicted model, not a curated record. Gene Ontology annotation, biological process: regulation of transcription by RNA polymerase II. Gene Ontology annotation, cellular component: nucleus. Gene Ontology annotation, molecular function: DNA-binding transcription factor activity, RNA polymerase II-specific; RNA polymerase II cis-regulatory region sequence-specific DNA binding; protein binding.